UGCUCACGUCAAUCAUACUCAGUGAAGAAGAAGAAACGUUUUGUGCUAAAAUGGCGAAUGACAGAAAAGAUGAAGAUCGGGAUUCUGACCAGGAGGGAGACCCCGGAGCCGAGUGGGGGCAGUCGUGCACCAAGGAGAUGGCCCUGUUCUCUCUGAUGAAGCAGACCGGCUGCACCAUCAUGCAGGUGAACGGGCAGAGGAAGUUCGGCGGACCGCCUCUCGGUUGGGAGGGACCGCCCCCCCCACGUGGCUGCGAGGUGUUUGUGGGGAAGCUUCCCAGGGACGUGUACGAGGUCCAGCUGCUGCCUCUGUUUGAGAGCGUGGGCCAGGUCUACGAGCUCAGACUCAUGUUGGAGUUCAACGGCCAGAACCGCGGCUACGCAUUCGUCAUGUUUGCCAACAGAGAAUCAGCGCAGAGGGCCAUCCAGACGCUGGACAACCACGAGAUCAAGCCGGGAAAGUUCAUUGGCGUGUGCGUGAGUCUGAACAACUGCCGCCUCUUCAUCGGCUCCAUCCCCAAAGACAAGAAGAAGGAAGAGAUCAUGGCCGAGAUGAAGGAGGUGAUGGAAGGUGUGGUGGACGUCAUCGUGUAUCCCAGUUCCACUGAGGAGAAUAGAAACAGAGGGUUUGCCUUUGUUGAGUUUGAAUCUCACAAAGCAGCAGCCAUAGCCCGAAGGAAGCUGCGGUCUGGAGCCUAUAAGCUGUGGGGUAACAACAUCCAUGUGAACUGGGCCGAUCCUGAGAAGGACGUGGCCGACGAGGUGAUGCAGCGCUAUAAAGUCCUCUAUGUUCGUAACCUGAUGCUGGGCACCACCGAAGAGACGCUCUUUCACGAGUUCUCUAGCUUCAAACCGGGCUCCGUGGCGUUUGUCAGGAAGUUCGGUAAUCAGGCCUUCGUGCACUACCGCCACCGCGACGACACCAUCGCCGCAUUGAGCUCAAUGAACGGGGCCCUGAUCGAUGGUGCCACUGUGGAGGUGAGGCUGUCCAAACCAGUGGGGAUGAGAAACAGGCAAGGGGCCAGCAGUGGUUUCUGCAGCAAAGUGGACCUGGAAACCAACGUAAGAGGAGGAGGAGCAAGAGAAGGAAUGGUGGCGCUGCACAGGAGCGAUGAGGGGAUGAAAGGAGAACUCGAUUAUGUGUGUUCUCCACCAAGACGUGCGUCCGUGCCACCUCAGCUGGUGAAUUCCUUAUACCCAGGAACAGCAGGAGGUGACCCGGACAGGUGCGUGUUCCCGGUCUUUCCCGGCGCCCCCCUCUCCCCCACCAGCCUGCUGUCGCUGAAGCAGAGUCAGAUCAGCUCUGCUGUCAGCCUCCUGGACUUCUACUGCCACAGCAACUGCUGGUCGCAGCCUGAGUACCACCUGUUCUCCACCCCGGGAAAGGACGGACAGCUGCUGCUGCUCUACAAGGUUGUGAUCCAAGCUACACAAAGCAGCUUCAUCCCAGACAAGCUGUGUUUGCUGCUGGAUGACGCCAAAGAAUUAGCUGCACAGACCACACUGAGGAACCUGGAAUUGUCUUUCCAUAGCGAAUCCUCCAGUGAUUCUCAAAGCAGCCCCUCUCCUCCGCCCGCCCGGGCCUCCUCUGCCACCACUCAGGGGUUUCUGACCGGCGAUGGCAGGGCCUACGCCUCCUGCCUGCCUCCCUCUGCCCCACCCCCACCCUUCUCUACCCCACCCCCACCCUUCUCUGCCUCCCAGACUCCGAGGUUCUUCAUCAACCCCCCGUCGCCUUUUUACUGACGGAAGUUUUUUCUGGUCUGAGCGUCGGCCGUGUUCAUCAGCAGAGGAGCGAGGAGAAAAGGCAGGACUCUCUUUUUUUAUGUCUACACCACCAAACAUGUCCUGAGGCUGUGUUUCAGUCUGGCUGACGUUCAGAGCGGCCGCUUCUCACCUUUAAAUGUUCAGAGACGCGUUCACGUCCUCCGUCUGCUUGUUUUUUCUGCCUCUGUUUUAAAAGAUGUAUCUUGCCCAGAGACGACUGUCGGGAGCGAGGGAUAAUGUUUAGUCUGUGAUGAGUCGCUCAAUCUCUGACACUGUUUAGAUCCCACGAAAACAUACGAAUCCAACAGAUGUAAACGACUUGUAUCAACCUCUGGUAAAUGUCAGCCUCCUCCCCCUCCUCUCUGCUGUCUCGGUCUUCCCACAAUGCAUCAGCAGGGACACAGAUCUCACAUUUUUACAGACGAGUAUUAGGUUCAGGCAAGAGGGGAAAAAAUGAGAGGACGAGCAUUUAAAUAUCAUUUCGCAUUUUGAGAUUAAAAUCGACAUUUCAGGUUCAUGAAUCCAGUUCGAGUGGCAACGACAGAGUUGGAUCUUCUUCUUCUGACCAGUUCACAGACUGAUUGUCUCUGUGUUAAUGAGAUAAAGGAAACGUGUUUGUAGAGGAGUUAAUAUCUGCUAAUCCUACCAGUUACAUGUAUUCUUUAAAUUCUUUCUUACACCUGACCAACAUAUUCAUCCAUUUUAUACAUAAUCCGAGAAUUUAUUUAAAAUGUACACUAUUAAUUAUAAACAUUAAAAUUCUAAAAAUGAAGAUGAACAUUUUUAUAAAUAUUCUAUAUCACUUCAGUUAAACCAGCAGAAUAGAUAUGAAUAUUUUCCAAUUGAUGUGUGAGAGCUGCAGAGGAGGACAUGAACCAGGUGGUUGGUUUCUUUUUUGUAGGAAGAGACAUUAGAAACAGAGCAGAGGCACUUCAUGUUCAAAGUUCUUUUAAGAUUAAUUUAAAAUUCAUUGGAAACACAAAGAGACGAGGUUGAAUCUUUUAUUGAUCUGUUUUAACUCGGAUCAAAGGAGACGCAGAACGAGGACAAACAAUUCUCUAAGUUCAGACCGAGCAGCUGACGGACGUUCUUGUUCUUAUGAAUUCAGGCUCUUUGGAUCAUAGCGUGAUUUUUUUCUUUUCAACGUUUUACUGCUUCUUACUCAUGUUCCGACGUUUUCUAGAAUUUCUGUAAAAAGUGUCUCCUUGGAAAUGAGAAUAAGUGAAUUUUUGCGUGUUCAGUGUCCUGCAAUAAAACAUUAACUCUGUUGAUAUAUUUACA
Messenger RNA from Platichthys flesus (European flounder), 3047 nucleotides. It is a transcript of the gene rbm46, whose product is annotated as RNA binding motif protein 46. The transcript is spliced from 11 exons. Lineage: Eukaryota; Metazoa; Chordata; Actinopteri; Pleuronectiformes; Pleuronectidae. Gene Ontology annotation, cellular component: nucleus. The record is from RefSeq and is a predicted model, not a curated record. Gene Ontology annotation, molecular function: mRNA binding. Bases 51 to 1745 code for a protein of 564 amino acids.